UCCACCAUUAACAGCUUCUCUGGUUCAGAAACAAAGAGGCCAGAGAGAACAAAGGGAGAAUAAACAAGACAUCCCAAAAUCACCCUUAGCUUUAAUUUCUCUCCCCAUUUGUUUCUCAAUGAACAUGAACACCACAAAAGCCUCUGUUUCCAAAGAACUCAACGCCAAACACACAAAGAUCUUAGAGGGGCUCCUCAAACUCCCCGAAAACAGAGAAUGCGCCGAUUGCCGGAGCAGGGCGCCGAGGUGGGCCAGCAUCAACCUCGGAAUCUUCAUAUGCAUGCAAUGCUCCGGCAUCCACCGGAGCCUGGGAGUGCACAUCUCCAAGGUGAGGUCCACCACACUGGAUACGUGGCUCCCCGAACAAGUCGCUUUCAUGCAAUGCAUGGGAAACGAGAAGGCUAACAGCUAUUGGGAAGCACUUCUGCCGGGAGAAACAGAGGAUAGAACCGACAUAGAAAGCUUCAUUCGAGCCAAGUACGAGGAUAAAAAAUGGGUUUCAGGAGAUUAUAAUGUUGUCAUUCCCCAAACUGCCCAUCAUAUUUUGGGUGAAAGAAGCCCAUCAUCAGACUGUAGAGAAGAUGGUGGUGGGGGUAGAAUUGGAAUCCCGAGAAAAGCGAGGAAGUAUUCCCUGGAGGAGGAUAUUUUUGACCCAAACAAGGCACAAGCUUCUUCUUCUACGACAACAACAACGAGACCUCGCUGGGCUUCUGUAGACAUGACGACGGACAACAUAAGCGUUGUUGAACCUCCGGCGAAUGAUAACGGCGGCGGUGACCGGCAACCGGCGAGAAAGAGUGAGACGGCGAAGGAUCUUUUCAGUUUGCUCUAUGCCCCAGAGGUUAAACAAGACCGGGUAGUUGUUCCUCCAUCUAGGUGGGCUACAUUUGACUGAGGUGCUUUAAUAUAGCUGCGCUCGUUAAAAGAAGGAACUUUGGGAGUUGUGCUCUUGUAUUAGAACUUAAUGGUGAAAUUUAAAAUCUCCAAGAAACAAAUUUUAUUGACCAAUUUUAGGGAUAUUUAUAGAUAUUUUAACUUUUGAUUAUGCCCGUUAUAAAUGGUAACUUUUUCAGGUUGUAAGUAAUAAAUUUUUCAUCGUAAAGUGUAUUUUCUGACGAAAAAGAUCAGAACAAUCAUUGCCCGUGAACUUUCCCGAA
Molecule: messenger RNA, 1157 nt
Organism: Cuscuta epithymum
Lineage: Eukaryota; Viridiplantae; Streptophyta; Magnoliopsida; Solanales; Convolvulaceae
Source: the annotation of a GenBank genome assembly